UUCGUUACGUGCCAGGCCAGGGGGACGUGCGGUCAGUGCUGCACGAAACUUUCGACGGCGCUCCGUCCGACCGAGCGACCGAAUAAGACAGAAGGAGCGACGAAACAACACACACGCAUCCGUGCGAUCGAUCCUAACUGCGAACACUCCGGUUUUUCGGUUAUAUUCCAGGUGUGCCGUCGGUCGGAUCGCCGUCGCCGUUUAACAACGUCGUCGAUUCAUAACCUCAAACACGUGCUUCUUCUUCGUCGUCGUCGUCGUCGUCGCCGUCGCGGAAAAGGAAUGAAUCGCGCGUGGCGAAUUCAGUGAAUAAUAAAUAUUAUCAGUGAGAGAUUGCGACGCCUCCUCGGCGACGGGACGUCGCGCGAGUGCGUCGCGCGAGGUGCACACGAAACAGUAGCGGGAAAGAAGAAGAGGAGGAAUCGAACCGGAGUUCGCCAGGUGUGCGACUCCCACGGGAACGAUGACUGGUGCGAGAACGACGGGAAGCACAGGAGGAGGAGGAGGAGGAGGAGGAGGAGGAGGAGGAGAAGGAUCGGCAGCAACAGCAACAGCAGCAGCAGUAGCAGGUAGCUCGAAUAUCCUGGUUGCCCUGUACGUGACGACCGCCGGUCUCCAGGGUAAUGCCCUGGGUUCCGACGAGGAGGAGAUCACGCUGCUCGUCUACGUGCUCAUCGACGUGCCGCAGAAUAAGGUGGUAGGCAGGCAGCAGUACAUCGUGCGGCCGAUGGUAAUGGAGGAGAGUUGCACUCCUGGGACCGGCAGCGACAACCCGGCGAUCGCCGGAAGCAGCGGGAACAUUAACGAGGCAGCGUUAGCGCACGCUCCAACCUUGACCGAACGAACCCUUCGGGAAUACGGGAGUCCUCUGCAGCAAGUUAUUGAAAAGUUCGAGAUCUGGUGGGCUUCUAUGUCUUCCGUAACGUCCGGUGCUAAACCAAGAUUCGUGGUGGACGGUCAGGCCCCGCUGAGACAGUGCUUGCAUCCAGAAGCCUGUAGAAAGAACAUCGAGCUGCCGGAACACUAUAAUUACUUUCAUGAUCUUCGAAAGGAGUUCGUGGAGUGUUACUCGUCUCACGGAGAAUUGUCUACACUCGGCGUCCAGGAGAUGUUACAAUAUUUCGGCAUGCCGUCAGAUCCUGACAACGACUUCCACGUCAAAGAGAUAAUGGACAUGAUCAACGUGAUACAGCGAAUGAUUAAGGAUGGUCACGUCUUUCAAAAUCCAGAAGUAGUAAACAUUGUCUUAGAACCUGGCAUUUGCUCCAAGGAUGAGGAGGUGGACAACGACUGUGUAGUGAGAGCACGUGGUCUUCCUUGGCAAUCUUCAGACCAAGACAUUGCAAAGUUUUUUCGCGGAUUAAAUGUGGCCAAGGGUGGUGUAGCUCUUUGUUUAAGUCCUCUGGGAAGACGUAACGGCGAGGCGUUGGUACGGUUUAUUAAUAAAGAACAUAGAGACAUGGCGCUGAAGCGGCACAAACAUCACAUGGGUACACGUUACAUAGAGGUUUACAAGGCCUCCGGCGAGGAUUUUGUUGGUGUAGCUGGUGGUACGAGCGGGGAGGCGCACGCUUUUCUGUCACGCGGAGCUCAAGUCAUCGUUAGAAUGAGGGGCUUGCCGUAUGAUUGCGUUGCUAAACAAGUGCUAGAGUUUUUUCAAUCCGGACAAAAGCCUUGCCAAGUGUUGGACGGCGAGGAAGGAGUGUUGUUUGUAAAGAAGCCUGAUGGCAGAGCGACUGGCGAUGCCUUUGUGUUGUUCGCGAAGGAAGAGGACGCCGAAAAAGCUCUGAGCAAACACAGAGAUUGUAUUGGCAGUCGAUACAUAGAACUGUUUCGAAGUACAACCGCGGAAGUGCAACAGGUGCUAAAUAGAGCGACCGAUUCAAAACAAGUGAUACUACCACCACCUCCUAUUGCGCAACUUCCUCCGUUGCUGCCGCAACAUAUCAUUACGUCCGGCACGCGUAAGGACUGUGUUCGACUUCGUGGUUUGCCUUAUGAAGCGAAUGUGGAACAUAUUUUAGAGUUCAUGGGCGAUCAUUCCAAAAAUAUUGUCUACCAGGGUGUUCAUAUGGUUUAUAAUGCUCAAGGUCAACCGUCUGGCGAGGCUUUCAUUCAAAUGGACAGUGAGGCAUCGGCAUAUGCAUGUGCAUCUCAGCGACAUCACCGAUAUAUGAUCUUCGGCAAGAAGCAACGGUACAUUGAAGUGUUCCAGUGCAGUGGCGAUGACAUGAAUCUAGUAUUGACAGGUGCGGUAACAGCGCCGUCGACCAAGGCACUCCUAUCACCCGGUACGUUGACCACACAGACCCCCGCGACUUUGACACAUCCGCCUGCACCGUCGCCGGUGCAGGUGCCGGUGCCGACUGCGCAACCGCCGCCGCCACCUCCGCCUCUGUGGGACAUACACGCGCUGGUGCAAGCGCAGGCACAGGCAGCGCAAGCUGUCCAGGCACAGGCGCAGGCGGCCGCUCAAGCGCAGGCCGUCCAGGCGCAAGCCAUCCGGAAUCAGGACUUUUGGCUGAUGGCUCUGGCGUCUAAUCCGCCACCCACCUCGACCACUCCCGCUUCGCCCACCUCCGUGGCCGCCACGAGCAAGUCCCUUGCACUAACCGGCCAUAAUCCAAUCGCUCAGAUUCCCGCGUACGCGAUGACGUCCCCGUCAGCCGCUGCAGCCGCUGUCGCAGCUGCGCUUCAUGCGCCAGCCGUGACUCAGACAGCGGCGACAGCGCCGUUCAUACUGUUCAAUAUGCCCCAUCAUCAUCCCCGCAUUCCUAUCCUGCGAACGCCGACGCCGCACAUGCUAGCGCCUAUUAUGCCCACUGCGCCGGCUUUGAAUCCGGCCACGCUAGUAGGUUUGAAACGAACGUUCGAUGCCGCUUUUGCGCCUGACGCGACGGCGAGCGGCGUCGCCGGGAAACGUCCGACCUGGCACACGCCAGCAGCGGCAGCGUUCCACGGUGUUCCAACGGCCCCAACCGCGACUCCAGGCUUGCCUUAUCCUGCUCAGUUCUAUCCGCAGAUCUGAUGCAUCGUUGUAUCACCUCGGUUCUUGUUUUAUACAUAUAUAUAUUUUUUUUUUCUCAAUUUCCAUGAGAAAGAACGUGAAUAAUCGUUUCUCAUCUAGGUAGAUCUUGCUCGGACGAGAGCAAGGUUUUGUUAUCUUAGCGCGAAAGUUUAUACAUUUUCGUCAUCAUCGCGUUACGAGAAUUAUCGUGUUACACAUUACCGUGUUGACAAUACAAUUUAUCUUUUGAUGAAUUUUAUGUACGUUCCUAGCAUGUAAGUUACAGUUAUUGUAAUAUUAGUCGUGGUACAUAUGACAUUCCUUUUUUUUCACAUAACAAACGAAUUUUUAACGAAACGUUUUCGGCCAGAUUAUUGAUUGACGUUUCGGACUGGUUUUUGUACAAAUUCGAACGUUACUUACACAAGAGUACUUAAACUAAUUCGCGAAAAAAUUUACCUGUAGUUUUCAUAUAAAAAAUUUAUAUAGUUCUGAUGUAUUUAUAGGCGGCAAGACUAAUUUCGAUAUAAUCAUGUGUAUUUUGAUAAUAAUAUUUACAUUUUCGUAAGAACGCGGAGUUUUACGCUCUGCGUGGUGAUCUCCAAGAAGAAGAAUCAUGUACAGAAAAGGGAGAUCGUGUACACACACACACACUCACACACACGCGCACACACACACACACUGUCUCGUUUUUCCACGCGAGUGCAAAAUAAGUGCCUUAAAGCGCAAACGCAGCAAAUAACUUUGCUUAGUCUUCUAAAUUCUGGAAUUCCAUUCACUUCACGUGCACUCUUUUGAGUAAUUCUUCAAAACUAGAAAAGAAGUUUUUGUGAGACAUCUAAAUAUCGAAAGGCGGCAAAAAAGUCUCGCAAUUUGAAAGAAUCGUGCAAGUGUCGGUAUCGCCAGAAACAUUUGAUUUAUAUAUAAAUAUAAUAUAAUAUACACACACGCACAACACACACAUAUGUAAGGACGAUUUAUAUAUUUUGCUAGAAAUAUUUUUCACUAGUAUUAAGUGUACAAUAUAGACAUUCCAUCCAAUGUUAUAUAUUCUAAAAAAACAAUUAUUCGAAUGUAUAGUAAAAAUCUUUUAUAUAUAUAUAUAUAUACACACACACACACACACACACAUAUGGCAUCUAUUGUGAGCUUGUAUGUUACAACAUCUCUAUGUAUAUAUAAAAUUCCUCAAAUUUAUAUAUAUUAUACGCACACGACGGUCUCGACAGUUCCAUUUCGUCGCAGUUCUUCCUUACUACGAGGAUUGUAACAUGCAAGCUCCGAAAACUUAGACUGGAAAAUUGUCACGCAAAAUGAUUUAUUUUUAUUUACACUUUUUUGGGGGAGAAACGUUCGCGCUCGCAUAUACAGACACACACAUACACGCACACGCACACGUAGCGUCUAUACUGCAUCUUAGCAAACAAUUAUUGUCAAUAAUCUAACAUCGCGUAUACGAAAAAGUGAUUCACCACUAAUUCCUCGUAUGUGUAUAUGUGUGUGUGUGUGUGUGUGUGUGACGGAUAUAUAAUAUCUUUAGUAAUAUCAAGUAUGUGUGCAUUAAUUGGAUUGUUUGGUUUUUGGAGAGUCCGAUGUAACGGGGGAAAACACAUAACGAAAGAGAGUGGAAUUAUAAACGCCGUCUCUGUACUCUCGCACUCGCGGCUUGUGAUUUAACUUGUGGUGUCGGCGGUGUUUUUAUUAUUAUUAUUAUUAUUAUUAUUAUUAUUAUCAUCACUCUCUUCUCUCAAAGCUGGCUCACGGCCUAUAAUACCUUUUGUGAUAGUUCGUAGUUGGUUGAGAUCAAGUGAGACACACACGGCUGAUAAAUAAAUUACGGUGUAUUAUUAUUAUUACCGUCGAAUCGAGCAUCGGCUUCACCGGGAGAGACGAGAACAUCUUGCCCCUUUUCUCGCUUCGAAGAUACUGCCGUGACGAGCUUCCAUUAUUUUUUUGUUUCUUUUUUUAUCGCGAAGAGGCACAGAAAAAAUUCCGUAAUCUCACGUACAAACUUCUCGUGAAGUCAAUCUCGAUUCCGUCGCGCCGAGUGCUGUAUUUUUUUUUUCUUUCUUGAUUAUGGUUUUCUCUCUUGCCACGUUUUUUUACAUCGUUAGCAUAAUGGGACAAACACCACGCGCGAAGCGACUUUCACCGUUCCGCGAUCUAAUAUCCGCUCUCUACGAAACGGAUUUCUGGUGUUGCGCAUGCCGUGCGGGUUUUGCGGAGAGAGAACAAGAAAAAAUAAACAUACAAAUAUUUGUGUCCGUUUAUUACUUCCGCGAGCUACAAUUGCGUAAACGGGUUUGAUAUUUUUAUUUUUUUAUUUUUUUAUUGUUCGUUUUCUUCGUACGUUAUCACAGAGUACGUCAGUACGUACGCGUUACACACAACCGCGGGAAGAAUGUCGCCUCGUUUCCGAAACGCUGCUUUCUUUCAAAAAAAAAACACGCCGUCAUCUCGCGCAAAACAAAUUUUCCCGUGUUUUUGUUUCUCUCAACGCGCGACUUUUAUAAAAAUUGUGGCCGGGUAGAGAGUGUCUCGCUUCAAUCUUCUAUUUUGUCACGUAGCAGCUACAACAAAAGUACCUGUCGUGUGUUGGACACUCCGCAAUCCGGUUCUUGGUAUAUUAAUUAAUUAAUACAACGUAAUUGCUCGAGAAGGUUACAUGAAGACAAGGGUCGUUCGAAAGACAAAAAAAAAAAAAAAAAAAAAAAAAAGAACACUGAGCACAAUUUACAUGGUAAAAUAAUCGUCCUCUUUUCUUCAGGAGGUAACGCGAAAUGAUCGUGAGAACACGAUGAACAUUUUCUAUUUCGGUGUGUAAUCGAAAUAUAUAUAUAUACAUAUUUAUAUAUAUAUGUAUAUUUAACAGCGACAAGUUGUGUCGAUCAUUUUGAGUAGCGUCCUGAAAAUCGAGAGACUGGGACGUGCAUUUCUGACAUCCUUCAAUCGGGAACAAUCACUUUUUUUUUUUUUUAUCUCCCGAUUCGGCUUUAACAUAGUGAUACCAAUACGAUUGAUUAUAGGGUCAGCGACAGCGAAACGAUGCGAAAUGGACGGAGUGCAGCAUCAACACGUUCGAUUAUUAUAUAUUACGAUAUAUAAAAAUAUAUCACAUAGAGAAACACGUUGUGUAUAUAUAUAUAUUCGUGAAAUAUCGCUUGCACACGUGUUUCGAAAAGGAUUCCUCGUGCACAACGACGUCACUUUCGCACCGUUUCCACUUGGGGGUGCAUCCUCUCGAAGUGUCUAGUGAGUAUGUGUAUGUCGUGAGCGUGAGAAUGUCCUGCGCGUGGAGAAAAAGAAAAAAGAACCAACGCGAGAAUUCUGAAAUUUGUCACAUCGCUCCAUUUCUUCAUUCUCACGGUUGCAUGUGUCUUGUAUUUUUUUUUUUUCCUCAAAAUAUAUAAUCCUUCGAUUUUCUACAAAUGAACGUUCUUCAUUCGCGGGACAUUCGACACACGCACACGGUGUUACACGUGUUACUCAUGCAUAUGCACACUCUCACACACAUACAGACGCACACACAUGCGCGCGCGCGCGACACACACAAAAUAACGGUGUAAUCUCUCUCUGUUUUUUUUUUUUUUUUACUUCCUAUAUAAACUCUCUGUAUAUCAACGAUUUUUAUAUCGACGGUGAGAACGAUCAUGUUUAAUAAAUGUGCCUUGUGGACAUUAUAUAUCUUUUAGCUUGCCGGGUUGGUGGACUCUUACCCUGAUAUUAUAUUUACCUCGCGCGGUGGUUGCACUUUUUGUGUUGCGUCCGUUCCGCGUUUCCCGCAUUCUAACGCGUGUAUACUUACGUCAAAAUUGCGGAAACAAACAUUUUUCGCGCGCCGAUUUCUCGCUUUGCUAGCG
Molecule: messenger RNA, 6867 nt
Organism: Pseudomyrmex gracilis
Lineage: Eukaryota; Metazoa; Arthropoda; Insecta; Hymenoptera; Formicidae
Product: RNA-binding protein fusilli
Exons: 10
Coding region: 464-3028 (854 amino acids)
Biological process (GO): regulation of RNA splicing
Cellular component (GO): ribonucleoprotein complex; nucleoplasm
Molecular function (GO): mRNA binding
Source: RefSeq, a predicted model, not a curated record